Harpia harpyja (harpy eagle) is the source of this 527-nucleotide messenger RNA. RefSeq names its product feather keratin 1-like. NCBI's taxonomy places the organism in Eukaryota, Metazoa, Chordata, Aves, Accipitriformes, Accipitridae. Gene Ontology annotation, cellular component: intermediate filament. Bases 163 to 468 code for a protein of 101 amino acids. Gene Ontology annotation, molecular function: structural constituent of cytoskeleton. The transcript has 2 exons. The record is from RefSeq and is a predicted model, not a curated record.
CCGACGCAGCCCUGCCCGGGAUAUCCUUGGGAGUCUCAUGAGGGCACAUGAAAGGAGCCUGCAUGGCAGACCAAGCAAGUCAGAAAUGAGGAAAUGAAAUGGCAGCGUUGACGGAAACAAAAACACCACCUGUGCCAUUAGGUGCACCUCCGGACCCAAGACAUGUCCUGCUACAACCAGUGCCUGCCCUGCCAGCCCUGCGGCCCGACCCCGCUGGCCAACAGCUGCAAUGAGCCCUGUGUCAGGCAGUGCCAGGACUCCACCGUCGUCAUCCAGCCCUCCCCCGUGGUGGUGACCCUGCCCGGCCCCAUCCUCAGCUCCUUCCCACAGAACACCGCCGUGGGCUCCUCCACCUCCGCUGCUGUUGGCAGCAUCCUCAGCUCUGAGGGAGUGCCCAUCUCCUCCGGGGGCUUUGGCCUCUCUGGCUUUGGCAGCCGCUACUGCGGCAGGAGGUGCCUCCCCUGCUAAAGCUCCUCCCUGCACUGAGGCCUCCGUUUGGAUCGACCUCGUUUCCCUCUUUUGACUCA